UUGAACUGAGUGUUAUCUUAAACGACUAACUGUAGUGAUAACCAGUAUAUCGUUUGGCAAAACCUUUAUGUGUAUUAAUAUAAAAUAUUGCCAGCAGACUUUCAGAGUACCUCAGUAGUACAACUAUUAACAGGUUAUGGAAACUUUUUCAUGAAGGAACAUCAGUUAAAGGUUCAAGUCAACAAGUAACAACAGGGCUGUAAACAUGGACAGUGAAGAAACAUAAUGAUUACAGAUGAACUGGGAGUCGUUCAUACAAGAAACGCAAGUGUUAGCAAACUGAUAGUACCACACAAACAUGAACCAAGUGCAUUAAGAGAAUGCUUUCAUCUUUGAAAAAGAAACCAUGACAUCAGAUAUCAAAAGCAAUGAACCAACCCUAUCUGCAAAGCGUGCUCGCUUUGAUGAUGGGCACUCUUUGUCACCUGGUAAUGACAGUAAAAACAGUUCAAUGAGAUAGAUGGUGCAUCGAGAUUAAGCAGCCAGAUUAACCAUGAGCCAUGGAAAUGCUGGACAGUUGAGGAUCUGGCAGAAAAACUGGAGCAGAAUGGUCUGGAUGAGGCUGCAGAAGUAUUCACAAAGGAGAAAAUUGAUGGAAGCAUGCUGGAUCAAAUCACGCCAGAAUUUCUGGAAAAGAUAGGAAUCAGAGAACGGGGAUUACACCUGAAGAUCAAGAAGUUCAUUGAAAGGAAUGGGUGCCUAGAGGCAUUUGGCUAUGAGCUUUCUGGCAGCAAGGUUUUCAAUGAUCCUGUGCAUGGUCACAUGGAGCUUCACCCUCUAUGUGUUGCCAUCAUCGACACCCCACAGUUUCAGAGACUUCGGUACUUGAAGCAGUUAGGAGCAUGCUACUUUGUUUUCCCUGGGGCAUCAAACAACCGCUUUGAGCACAGCCUGGGAGUUUGCCACCUGGCAGGCCAGCUGGUGACAGCAUUACAGCGCAGACAGCCAUGGCUAAAUAUCAGCAAAAAGGAUAUACUGUGUGUACAGAUAGCAGGUCUUUGCCAUGAUCUGGGCCAUGGGCCUUUCUCCCAUGUUUUUGAUAACAAAUUUAUUCCUCUGGUCGUAAAAGAUGGGUCAUGGAAGCAUGAAGAGGCUUCUGUGGCCAUGUUUGAUUACAUGUACAAUGAUCCAGCAAAUGAUCUGGCCAAACUAUUUAAACAGUAUGGUCUGACUGAUGCAGAUCGGAUUUUCAUCAAAGAACAAGUUGCAGGCCCAUCUCAGAAUUCUAAAGAGUGGUCCUACUUUGGUCGACCCAAGGAGAAAUCCUUUUUGUAUGAGAUUGUUGCCAACAAGCGAAAUGGAAUUGACGUAGACAAAUGGGACUAUUUUUUGCGGGAUUGCCAUCAUCUUGGAAUGCGGAACAGCUUUGACUACACACGUUUUAUUCACUUUGCACGUGUCAUUUUUGUGGAGAAUCAGUUUCAAAUUUGUGUCCGCGAUAAAGAGGUUUUCAACAUGUAUGAGAUGUUUCAGACACGACAUGCACUUCACAGGAAGGCUUAUCAGCACAAAGUAACUCAUGCUGUGGAGAUAAUGUUGGUGGAAGCCAUGAAAGAGGCAAAUGACUUUCUCCUAAUCCCAGGAAAAGGGAAGAUGCUGAAGAUGUCAGAGUGCAUUAAAGAAGAAAACAUGGACGCAUACAUGAACCUGAAUGACAGCAUCUUUCAUCAAAUUCUUUUAAGCCCAGAUCCAAAUCUUCAGAAAUCCAAAGACAUUCUUCAAGCCUUGCAGAGGCGCAGACUGUACAAGUGUGCAGCUGAGAGUGUGCCUAUUGAAGGCACCAGGUUUAAUGAUGAAAGUGUGAUAAAAGACCAAAUUAUGAAGGCCCUUACAGAGGAGGAGAUAGCUAACCUGGGACUAGGGAUGAUGGCUGCAGAGGAAAGAGUUAUUGUGCAGCUGGUGUAUUUAGAUUUUGGCAUGAAAGACAAAAACCCAGCAAAUGAAAUACGAUUCUACUCUAAGGAUAAUCAAGAUCAGGCAGUCCCUGUUUUAUCUCAUGAAGUGUCACAUCUGAUUCCUAAGAAUCAGUUUAAAGAGCAGUUGGUGCGAGUCUUUUUGAAGCCCAGUGAUGAUCGGGAUGCAGACGGCAAAUGUCUACAGCUCCUAAUGGAGGCAUUCAGCACUUGGUGCAAAAAUAAUAAAAUGAAAGAACCAAAGAAAUUUGUCAACAUUGAAGCAAGCCCUAAAAAGCAUGCACCAGAGGGGUAUAUGACACCUGAACAUCCUACAAAUCCCACGGUGAAAACGUACUCUGCUGGAAAGAAAAUUACCAAGAUAUUGUUUUGAUUGUGGGGGUUGAUGGGGGAAGAAUCACAUAAAGCUUUCCUGCUUCUCACUGUGUUGGAAUGAGAUUUGUCUCUGAAAAACUGAAUGGGGAUUUCUACUAUUUUAAAUUUAAAUUUUUAAUUUUAAAUAUUAAAUCUUAACUUACAAAAUUGAAAGUCAAAGUUUGAAGUUGGACAGUCUAAUGUGUGUCAACCCACUUUGGAUCUUGUGAAAUCCUAUGUGUAAGGCUUGUGUUGUACUACUUAUCAAAGAAAUGGAUUUAACAAGAGUUUUGAGACUCAGACGUAUUCAUGUUUUUACUGUUUGUACACACAUGACACACAUGUGCUUACAGAACUCAGUAUACAGAGAAUGCACACUGAAAUAAAUGAGAAUGUCACAAGUGCAUCGUAUGUUGUUUGCAGGCCAUGCAUUUGCAUAGACCCCUUUUGUAUUAAAAUGAGUGACCAGAAAUGUUUUAAAGAGUUGGUAGUUUAGAUACCCUUACCCAUAAUGAGAAUCCUUAAUUUUGUUUGCCAAAAUUUGUUGAACUUAAUUUUAUUGUCUGCUUUACAACCAUGUAAUUAAAAUGUUUUUUCACUGUGUUAUUACCUGUCAGAUUUAAAUCUAUCACAUAUUUCAGCAUGUUUUAUGUUCAGCCAUAUCUGGUAUUUGGCCUUUGCCUGGCUUCUGUAUAUUUUUAACAGCAGACAUUUGGCUUAUUAACAUUCAAGUGUAAACUUCAAGUAACUGCUUGCUAAUAUUUUAAAAUGGACAUUACUAUAUUCCUGUUAUAUUGUUAAAUUCUUUGUUUGCUACUGUCACAAAAGUCUUAACACAUACACACUCUUUACUCCACUUCCCCAUGUGUGUGUAUAUAUGUGUCAUUUUAACGGGAGUCCUUUGACCUAUGUGUGUUUUGAUGGAGAAAUAGGGCUAAAACUUUUAAGGAUUUCUAGUUUGGGAAAAUGUCAUAUCCCUAAUGUCAAGACACUGCAUUCAUAUAUUACAGGUUGCAUAUGUGUAUUGCAUAUGCACUACUACUUUUUAAAGGUAUGUGUGUAUAACAAAUAACUACAUAGGUAUGUAAAAGCAUUUCAAUUGCUGCUACAGUGAUAUCAAAUGUGUAUGUGUAUUUAUCCCUUCACCUUCUAUGCUUUUUUGUAGUACAGUAUUACCAAUAUUUUAUAGGGUUCUUGAAUACUUACUGACAGUGUUGGUGGUUUACAGAUUUUGAAGAGCAUUUUGAUAUUGAAUCCAGUGAAAAACCUGGGACAAAUAGGCAGCAUAAAAAUAGAACGAAACACCAGUUAUAUUCUAAAAAUAACUGAAAAGUAUUGCAUUUAAGCCUAGGUGCAUAAUUAGAAAUAGUCUGAACAUAACAAGGAUAAAUCUAUGAAAAUUUUAAUGUUUAACAUAUUAAUAUUUUGUGAGAAAUAAUGCAGAAGCUUUGAUCGUCAUUGCUCUCCCAUUUUCAAAAUCAUCAUCAAAAACACCUUGAAUUCUAUAUGUGCAUUUGCGUCUAGUGAACCAACAUCACCUUUGCAGUCGCUAACGAACAUUCAAAUUAUUUAGCAGAUUUUUCUGAUGUACUUAUUUUAAAUGUACAUGAAUCAUUUGUCACUGAAUUGUUGCAGCAACUUUUUACCUCAGAAUUAUUGUGCCAGUUAAUGCAUUGUCCAAGUUUUUCAUUUAUUUGUGAACUUAUUUGCUCCUGACAUUUUCUGAAUGGCAUUGCAUGUAGAGUCCACAUUGUCCUAUGAACAACAGGUGAAUGGUGGUUCUUGUUAAAUAACUACAAUAUUUUUUUCACAUUCUCUGUAAGUGGUAUGGUUUGUCACAGAUUAACUUCAUCCUGAUGUACUGAAGUGCAAUUUCAGAGUGGUCGGAAAUAUUUUCUGCUGACCACAUUUGAACUUACAGUUAUUUUGAAAACCUACUUCUAUCACACAUCCUAAGGAAGGAACUGCUGUGUGGGAACGCAUUCUCUGUAAAUUUGAAUACUUUGGUCUAUAUUUCUCAGAUGGCACUAGGAUUAACUAAAAUUACAAUCAACAAAAUUGACAGAGGACUAGCCUCAUCAUCUUCUACACUAAGCUUGUAUAGUCUUCAUUGUUUUUGUUGCUUUACUUUAAUGGUUACAACUGUGUACAUAGAAAUAUCAAAGGUGGAUCAUCCUGUUACCUGCAGACCUUGAAAUAAAGGGUACUAGAGUUUGGUGACAUCCAAUGCACACAAUGUUUUGAAGUCAAAAACUGUUGCAGAUUUGUUUUUAUUUUCCUUUGCCAAAAUUUUAAGAGGUAGUAGUUAGAAGAAGCUCUUUAUUUUAAUUUCAUUGGUAUGUGUGCAGCAUGUAAAGAAAUCUACUGCACAAUCUUCUGUACAACCCAAUAUUUUUAUUUUGAACUGACCACAAAGAUGUAAAGUAUUUCCAAAUUUAACUGUGGUCAGGUCUGAGCUUAGACCCUGCAGGGCCCGAUGCAUAGGGUAUUUGCGGGGCUCUCGAUGCCACAGUUUUAAUCAAAAUGGCGGGGCCCUAGGCAGAUGCCUCGUCUGCCUGCCCUAAGCCUGGCCCUGAUCCUGGUUAUGUAUUUAUUUCUGGUUUGAUACCACCAACUGCCAUCUUUUUUUGAUAGCAUGAUUAAUUUUGAUCAGUUAAGCAGUUUUGCUGAUGUUUUAUGUAGUUUUCAAGUUCACAAAUAUAUCUGCUACCAUAUUGGGAGACAUGCUUUAAUGAAAACAUUUCACACCUGUGCAGAAGUGCAUAAUAAUGACUUUGAUGACAUUUACAGGAUGUUGUGCAUCUUGCAGAUGCAUAGAUAUUAGUAUAGUGUCCACCUGAAGCUCCUCUUACAUUUUGAUGUUUAUAUUUUUCUUGAACACCAAGAACUUUUUUAGCAUCAAAAUGUCGUUUACCAUGAUGAACAGAUUUCUACUACUGUUUUCAUGACACAUUAGUCUUAAUAGAUAUGUUGAUGUUUUUAUCAUCAUUGACACAACAUUAAUCUGUACUAUGUCUGUAUCAGUAUAAAUUUAAGUGCCUUAUACACAGUAUUUGAAUUCUGUGUGUCAGUUUGCCGUAAUAUAACCGUAUAGAUGCUGCCUCAGUGUAAAACACCAGUUACCCACUUCCGGUGUGUCAACAUGACAUUUUGUACAUUUGUCAUUUUGAAUGGAAAUUAAAACACGUCCUUUCAUGAAUGAUUUGAAAUUGUUCAAAC
Messenger RNA from Pomacea canaliculata, 5486 nucleotides. RefSeq names its product deoxynucleoside triphosphate triphosphohydrolase SAMHD1-like. Lineage: Eukaryota; Metazoa; Mollusca; Gastropoda; Architaenioglossa; Ampullariidae. The record is from RefSeq and is a predicted model, not a curated record. Gene Ontology annotation, biological process: regulation of innate immune response; dGTP catabolic process; defense response to virus. The coding region runs from base 601 to 2286 and encodes 561 amino acids. The transcript has 18 exons. Gene Ontology annotation, molecular function: dGTPase activity. Gene Ontology annotation, cellular component: nucleus.